Molecule: messenger RNA, 801 nt
Organism: Hydatigera taeniaeformis
Lineage: Eukaryota; Metazoa; Platyhelminthes; Cestoda; Cyclophyllidea; Taeniidae
Source: the annotation of a GenBank genome assembly
UUGAACCAAUUCGCAGAUUUAGAAGUUAGCGAGUUCAUUGAACGAUUUCUUGGCACAAAAGUGGGGAGAAGAGCAACUACAAAUCGUGGGAGGAUUUGGAAAGCACCAGCCUCUUCUGCCGAUCUUCCAGACACAAUCGAUUGGAGGGACAAGAAUAUUGUUACAGAAGUUAAAAACCAAGGCAAUUGUGGUUCUUGUUGGGCUUUCUCGUCAACAGGGGCGUUGGAGGGUGCGUUGGCCAAGAAAACUGGCAAGUUAAUCAGUCUGUCCGAGCAGCAGCUGGUGGAUUGCAGCUUGAAAAAUGGUAACGAUGGCUGCAACGGCGGCUACAUGUCCUACGCUUUCGAAUACCUUGAGGGCCACGCCAUCGAACCCGAGAGUGCCUAUCCCUAUCGAGCCACUGACGGUCCCUGCCGCUAUAACGAAAGUCUUGGCAUUGCGACCGUCAAGGAUAUCGGCGAGAUUCCAGAGGGAAACGAAACGGCUCUAAUGGAGGCGGUAGCCAAAGUUGGUCCAAUUUCGAUCGCAAUCGAUGCAAUCGUUCUACCCAUUUGUUGUCUACAAAAGUUGAUUGCCCUUGGUCAUUUUAGCCACGGAAUCUACAAAAGUCACUGGUGCUCAAGCAAAUUUCUCAAUCACGGCGUUCUUGCGAUUGGCUAUGGAAAAUUGGACGGGAAACCCUAUUGGCUGGUGAAGAACAGUUGGGGCGCCAGGUGGGGAAUGAAGGGCUACAUAAUGAUGGCAAAGGAUUAUCACAAUAUGUGUGGUAUUGCAUCGCUGGCUGAUUUUCCAUACCUUUAA